AUGUCCUCAGAUAUUUAUGCUGAACCAGAUCUAUCAAAGAAGGUGAGAUACAGCAGAAAGGAGGACGGAGCAGAGUGGGAGCAGAGGGAGGUGGAUAUCUACGAGAGUACAGAUGUGAUCAGAGAUACUUAUGAUCAUUUUCAGUCACAGGAAGGAGACAUGACAGACAACAUGACUCAGCUAGAGAAGAGAUAUGAAAAACUGAGUGAAAACCACAAACAGCAACAGGCUGAACUUCAAGACACAAAACGACACAACAGUCAGUUACAGAGCAGUUAUGAUAAACUGAGUAAAAACCACAGUCAGCUACAGGAAGAAGUGAAGAAGCUGAAGGAGAAGAUAGAAGAGAAGUGUCCUGAUCGAUGGACGAGAUUUGGAAGCAGCUGUUACUUUAAAUCCACUGAGACAAAGACUUGGUCUGAGAGCAGGAAACACUGUAAGACCAGAGGAGCUGAUCUGGUGAUGAUAGACAGCAAAGAGGAACAGGAAUUUAUCAAUGAAUUUGGAGGAUACUCUUGGAUUGGUCUGAGCACCAAACAGACACCAGGAGGAUCUAAAUGGGAAUGGGUGGACGGAUCAGCGCUGAGAGAAACGUUCUGGGCAAAUGGACCGCGAGAUCCAUGGUCAGAUGACAAUGCAGUUUAUUGUAGUUACGAUGGGACAUGGAGGCAGUACACUAUUUCCUUUUCUAUGAUCUUCAUGUGUGAGAAAUGA
Pelmatolapia mariae (spotted tilapia) is the source of this 714-nucleotide messenger RNA. Its product is annotated as CD209 antigen-like protein C. Lineage: Eukaryota; Metazoa; Chordata; Actinopteri; Cichliformes; Cichlidae. The coding region runs from base 1 to 714 and encodes 237 amino acids. The record is from RefSeq and is a predicted model, not a curated record. The transcript is spliced from 6 exons.